Dujonia railenensis is the source of this 2697-nucleotide messenger RNA. The record is from the annotation of a GenBank genome assembly. NCBI's taxonomy places the organism in Eukaryota, Fungi, Ascomycota, Pichiomycetes, Serinales, Debaryomycetaceae.
AUGGACGAAACACAAUACACAGACAAUGCUUUGCGUAUAAUCACCAAUGCCCAGCAAUUGGCAAAGGAUAACUCAAACACGCAGUUGGUUCCGCUCCACUUUUUAGCAGCUAUGGUUCCAACUGAUGACGAAAAUUCAACACCAUAUUUAAAGACUUUAAUCCAAAAGAGUCGUAAUGAGUGGGCACCAUUUGAAAGGAUUGUUAACAAGCAUCUUGUGAAAUUACCCUCUCAGACCCCUGCUCCUGAUACACCCCAACCUUCGUAUGCCACAGGACAACUCUUGACCAACGCUACGAAGAUCAAGGCUCAACAAAAGGAUAACUAUGUGGCACAAGAUCACUUACUUUUAGCAUUGCUUAAGGAUAGUUCGAUCCAAGCGAUGUUUAAGGAAGCUGGUAUCAGCACUGAUGUCAUCAAGACUCAGGCAAUUGAGCUUAGAGGUGACCAAAGAAUAGACUCCAGGCAAGCUGAUCUGUCGGCUCUGUAUGAAUUCUUGGGAAAAUACUGUGAAGAUUUGACCGAAAAGGCUAGAGAAGGUAAAAUUGACCCUGUUAUAGGAAGAGAGGAAGAGAUCAGAAGAGUCAUUAGAGUUUUGGCUAGAAGAACUAAGUCCAACUCUGUUUUGAUAGGGGAAGCUGGUGUUGGUAAAACUUCGAUCGUUGAGGGAGUCGCUCAGAGAAUCAUUGAUGGCGAUGUUCCUACUGUUUUACAAAACUCCAGAUUGUUUGCAUUGGACUUAGGUGCAUUAACCGCUGGUGCCAAAUAUAAAGGGGAAUUCGAAGAAAGAAUCAAGGGAGUCUUGAACGAAAUUGAGAAAUCAAAGGAAAUGAUAAUUUUAUUCAUCGAUGAGAUACAUAUGUUGAUGGGUGAUGGUAAGUCAGAUGCUGCCAACUUAUUAAAGCCUAUGCUUGCAAGAGGUUCUUUGCAUUGUAUUGGUGCUACUACUUUUUCUGAGUAUAGGAAGUUUAUUUCUAAGGAUGGUGCCUUUGAAAGAAGAUUCCAAAAGAUUGACGUUCCUGCUCUGACAGUGCCUGAAACUGUUGCAAUUUUAAGAGGAUUGCAACCACGUUAUGAAAUCCAUCAUGGGGUCCGUAUUUUGGAUAGUGCUCUUGUGGCUGCUGCACAUUUGGCUUCAAGAUAUUUGACUUACAGAUCUUUACCGGAUUCAGCAGUCGACCUUAUCGAUGAAACAGCUGCCGCAGUCGCAGUGGCUAGAGACUCCAAACCCGAAGAAUUGGAUAACUUAGAGAGAGAAUAUCAUUUAUUGGAGGUGGAAAUCAAUGCAUUGGAAAGAGAUAAGGAUGCUGAUGCAGACUCCAAAGAUAGAUUAGAAUUAGCAAGAAAGAAGAAGGAAAAUUUGGAAGAGAAGAUGGGACCCUUAAAAGAACAAUUCAACCAAGAACGUGCGGGUCAUGAUCAAUUAAUUGCUGCAAAGAGGAAGUUAGAUGAGCUUGAAGUUAAAGCCCAAAAUGCCGAAAGAAGUCAUGAUACGGGUGCUGCUGCUGAUCUCAGAUAUUUUGCAAUUCCUGCAGUUAAAGAGCAAAUUGAACAGUUAGAGAUCAAAGUUGCUGAAGAAGAGGAGUCUAAUAAUGAAUCUUUGUUGAAGAAUGUUGUUGGACAAGAGCAAGUUGCAGAAACAGCUGCCAGAUUAACUGGUAUUCCUGUAACUAAAUUGACCCAAGCCGAAAAUGCCAAGUUGAUUAAUAUGGAAAAAGAAUUAGCUUCUGAAGUGGUAGGUCAAAGUGAAGCCGUUAGAGCCGUUUCCAAUGCAGUUAGAUUGAAUCGUUCAGGUUUAGCUAAUCCAAACCAACCAGCUUCAUUUUUGUUUUUGGGUUUAUCUGGUUCAGGUAAAACUGAAUUAGCCAAGAAGGUUGCUGGUUUCCUUUUUGCAGAUGAAAGAGCUAUGAUUAGAAUAGAUUGCUCCGAAUUGGGUGACAAGUGGUCUGCUUCAAAGUUGUUAGGUGCUGCACCAGGUUACGUUGGUUAUGAAGAAGGUGGUAUUUUGACUGAAGCUUUACUAAGACGCCCAUACUCUGUCAUAUUAUUUGACGAAGUUGAAAAAGCUGCUCCUGAAGUUUUGACUAUUUUGUUACAAAUUCUUGACGAUGGAAGAGUUACAUCAUCACAAGGUAAAUUGGUCAACUGUUCUAAUGCAAUUAUCAUUAUGACUUCCAAUUUAGGUGCGGAAUAUAUCAAUGCGUCUAAGGGAGCUAAGGUUGAUGAACAAACAAAGGAACUUGUGAUGACAUCAGUUAGAGCACACUUCAGACCUGAAUUCUUGAAUCGUAUUUCUUCAACUGUUGUUUUCAACAGAUUAUCGAAGAAAGCGAUUUCCAAGAUUGUUAGAAUCAGAUUAGUGGAGAUCCAGAAAAGAUUUGAAGCUAAUGGCAAAUCGAUCAAAUUAGACCUUGACGAUCAAGCAAUUGAUUACUUGUGUAAAUAUGGAUACUCGCCUAAUCUUGGUGCUAGACCUUUGAAUCGUCUCAUCCAAACUGAGUUGCUUAACAAGUUGGCUGUCAUGUUAUUAAAGGGUGAAAUCAGGGAUAAGGAAGAGGCCAGAGUUACUCUUGGCAAGAAGGGUCUCGAAGUACUUGCUAACCAUGAUGCUGAUGAUGUUGACAUGGCUGAUGUUGAUGUGGAAGAUUGGAGAGACAGUGAUGAUGAUGAUGAAGUUGCAGGGGAAGAUUUGGAUUGA